Penaeus vannamei (Pacific white shrimp) is the source of this 2551-nucleotide messenger RNA. NCBI's taxonomy places the organism in Eukaryota, Metazoa, Arthropoda, Malacostraca, Decapoda, Penaeidae. The record is from RefSeq and is a predicted model, not a curated record.
UUAACAAUGUUAUUAUUGAAUGAUCUUGGAUUUCAGGUAUUGCCUGGCUUGGUGCUACAGAAAUGGAGCAACCUCAGGAAGCCAAAACAAAGAAGGGACAGUCGAUGAAUGCUGCUUCUGUCACGUUUAUUCCUGGUCUCUUCAAGCCUCCGCCAAGAGGAUUCAUCCCCAUAGAUGCCAAUGAUCCUUUCAUCGCAGGCCCUGAGGUUCUUCAACAAGAAUGCAGCCUCUUUCGAGAAGAAAGUGCAGCCACAAACCAAGAAAUCAAAGAGAUUCUAAAAUUCUCUGAGAAAGACUGGAAGGAAAUUGCUGAGGUUCAGAUAGAAAGAGAGAGACAGCUAAGGGAGAAGGAGCAAGCAGAAAUGGAGAAGGCAGCCGCCAAGAAAGCAGUCGAUCAGAAGAUAAAGCAGAAUCUGGACCGCAAGGUGGAUUUGAUCUUCAAUGAACACAAGUUCUUUGUAAAGAAGCAGUGCCCCGUUCUGAUUCCCUACAAAUCAUCACUGAAUCACGCUGAGCAUCAAGCUUACCUGAGGGCUUUUGUUAAAUUUAAGAUCAGAACACCAAAAACAGCUUGUGAGGCCACAGAGUAUGAGCAGUACAUGAGACUUCAGAAUCGUGUGUACGAGGAACAGAAGAUGUUCAUGGACUUCUCCUUCCAAGUGUCGAGGUUGCAGUUGGAGUCAUACAAUUUCAUCCCAAAAUUGAUAAAUGAUUACGUCAAUGAGUAUGUGCAGUAUCGCAGCAGACGCGCAGCAAAGUAUAUGCCCACAUACUUUCAAGAACAAGAAGUGCCCAUCAGACCCCAAGAUCCGUCCAACAGGCUGAGCAACCUGCAGUUUCAACACAUGGGUCAUUUACUGAGUCUGGGCUCUGUACCGUGGCUUAAACUGCCAAAUGUUCACAAAUUGAACAAGCUCUGUUUGGAUGAUUCUGUCCUGAAAACCCAGCCUCCAGUACCAAAGGAGAAAGAGGUUAAAAAGAACACGCUUUCAGAGACAGUGAGUGAGGACCCCAAUGCAAUAUAUUUAGCACAGAAGCAUCGAGCAAAUAUAGUGAUUUGCACAAGUGCUUUGAAGACACUAGCAGACAAUCAUGGCCCAAACUUUGACAAUGAAUGGGACAUUCCUGUGAGAGUGCAGAGCUAUGGCAUUGAUGAUGGCAGUGGUGAGGAGAAAAGCCACCGUGUUGUUUUCAUAGACAAGCCAAUGCCAAAGAAGACAUGGAUGCCCCUGGAAAAAAAACAGCUGUUUUAUAAGAAAUCGGCUCUAGCUACACUGACAGAAAUUAAGCGGCUGAAUGCAUUCAGAAUGAGAUCACCACCAUUAUUUCAGUAUGAGGUGAUGACUCAAAAUGAAAUUGAAGUGAAAGAACAAGUUGACUAUGAUGAUGAAUUUUUGGACUUGACAUCAACAUCCACACAUGAUGUUUUCGGAAUAGAUUCCAAUAUGAAUGAGUCAGAAUUUUCACCAAAAAGGAAAUAUGAUACAGAGGUUUUGCUUUGCUUUGCAUUGGUUUUGCUUAAAGGCCUUGUGCCAGGUGGUGAGGAGAUGGAGCAGCAGGUCUGCAGCUGUUUAUUAUUGCUGAGGAAGUGUUAUAUGUUUACACAUUUAAAUGUAGAAAUAUUACUCAUUUUACAGUUUUUUUCUUUCUUCAGAAUGAGAUCACCACCAUUAUUUCAGUAUGAGGUGAUGACUCAAAAUGAAAUUGAAGUGAAAGAACAAGUUGACUAUGAUGAUGAAUUUUUGGACUUGACAUCAACAUCCACACAUGAUGUUUUCGGAAUAGAUUCCAAUAUGAAUGAGUCAGAAUUUUCACCGAAAAGGAAAUAUGAUACAGAGGAAGCCAAGCACAACAAAAUUGCAAAAAAGAAAGUACCUGGCAAGAAAAAAGGUGGUGCAGAAUCGGCUGUUGGUUCAGAACCAGAAGAUAAAGGCAAGAGCCCAAGCAAAUCUGUUUCAGAUGAUUCCUUGGAAUCCACAAAGGAACAGAGCAUAGCAUCUGAAGUUGAUGUUGACAGAGGAAACACAGAGAGUGUGAAGCCAUUAACUUCACAGGCAUAUGACAGCGGCAGCUUUCUUGAGGACCUCAUUGACUUGCAGGAUUCUUUACUCAAGCCUCUACAGACUCAGAGCUCCCCAGUUAAGGCAAAAGAAGAAGUGGAAGCAGAUCCUGUUCAUCCCUGGCCCUGGUCAAAUAGGCUCAAGACUGACUGGUCGAGGCAUUCCGAGGCAAAAUCUUGUGAGUUGUGGACUGGAAAGAACAAACACUACCAACUCUUCUCCAUGGGACCCAGGAACCUACAGCCGAAUGCCUCAGUGCAAGAUUUACGAAUUAUUGUCGUACAUAACGUUCAUGGUAUCUCAAGGUUCAAGUCCAAAAAGAUAAAGAGUAAAGCUUACAUAGUUUAUCCAAAGAUAGAGAAUCAGCCAUAUUUUGGUUGUGAAGUAAACACCUUGUCUGAGAUUACUCAGCAGUGGAUCAACCUGUUGGUAGCCCCAAGCACUACUCUGUUACAAGGUGAGUGUUAGUUCAGCUGACUUUUUCAUGAAAG